Rattus rattus (black rat) is the source of this 2846-nucleotide messenger RNA. It is a transcript of the gene Tmc6, whose product is annotated as transmembrane channel like 6. The transcript has 21 exons. The record is from RefSeq and is a predicted model, not a curated record. NCBI's taxonomy places the organism in Eukaryota, Metazoa, Chordata, Mammalia, Rodentia, Muridae. Gene Ontology annotation, molecular function: mechanosensitive monoatomic ion channel activity. Gene Ontology annotation, cellular component: plasma membrane.
UGUACAUCCAAGUGCUGGGACACGCCUACUUUACUCAGACUUGAGGGUGGUGUGCUAGGGUGGAGUCCCAGGCUGGCUCCCACAGGGCAUCGUUUUGGAUGGGCGGGGCCUACCGGCAGGCAAGAACAAAUCACGUGACCUCCGGGGCCCGCUGCCACAGGGGCGGGUGGUGAGGCUACCUCCAGCUGCCAGUCUGGAAACCAUCAAAGGUUACCCUGUACCCUUAGUUACUGUCUGCUGGUGGGGCUGAGACUCGCGGUUCCCCGCGGCGGGUGCGCGCACAGAUGGACCGUAUGGGAUUCCACUGGCUGCAUCUAGUCUCUGAGCUCCCCUAGGUCUGCAGGGUGUACACCACAGCCAUGGCUAAGCCGCUGGCUUUAGCCUUCGAUGUUCCAGAGACCACAGGAGGGGACGAAGACCUGGAGCCCAGCCCCUAUGAAGAGAGUGAAGUCCACGACUCCUUCCACCAGCUCAUUCAAGAGCAGAGUCUUCGGGUGGCCGAGGAGGGGCUGGAGUUACUGUCCCUGGGUCCAGGCAGAGGUGACCAGACCCUCUCUAGACCUGAAGGCGCCCCUGUCUUUAGCACGGCCACUCUCCGCAUCUUGGCCAGCAUGCCCAGUCGUACCAUUGGUCGCAGCCGGGGGGCCAUCAUUUCCCAGUACUACAACCGCACGGUGAGGCUUCGGCGCAGGAGCAGCCGUCCGUUGCUGGGGAAUGUGGUGCGCUCUGCCCGGCCCAGCCUUCGCCUGUAUGACCUGGAGCUGGACCCCACGAUCCUGGAGGAGGAUGAGAAGCGGAGUCUGUUAGUGAAGGAGCUUCAGGGUCUGUCGGUGGCGCAGAGGGACCACAUGGUCCGAACAUGCAUUUGUGGUCUAGGUAUUGUCUCUGUCCUCAGAGAGAAAAGUUGGAGCCCAAAGGUAAAGCGGAGGGACCAGCAGGGCCGCCGCCGCGGGGCCUUCUCCUGCUGUAGUCGGCUCAGAUACACCUGCAUGCUGGCCCUUCACAGCCUGGGGCUGGCACUGCUCUCAGGCCUGUAUGCUGCCAGGCCAUGGCGCUACGCUCUGAAGCAGAUCGGUGGCCAGUUUGGCUCCAGCGUCCUCUCCUACUUCCUCUUCCUGAAGACCUUGUUGGCCUUCAACACGCUGAUGUUGCUGCCUUUGCUGGCCUUCCUCGUGGGUGUGCAAGCUGCCUUUCCUCCUGACCCAGCCGGCCCCGUGCCUACCUUCUCUGGUCUGGAACUCCUCACAGGCGGGGGCCGGUUCACACACACCGUUAUGUACUACGGCUACUACAGUAACACCACGCUGAGACAGUCAUGUGCCUCCCCUCGGGAAGGUGGCCUGUGCAGUCCCAGGCUGGGCAGCCUGCCCUAUAACAUGCCGCUGGCCUACCUCUUCACAGUGGGGGCUGCCUUCUUCAUUACCUGCAUCGUUCUGGUAUACAGCAUGUCUCACUCCUUUGGGGAGAGCUACCGGGUUGGCAGUACCAAGGGGAUCCAUGCUCUUACCGUCUUCUGCUCCUGGGACUACAAGGUGACACAGAAGAGGGCUUCCCGUGUCCAGCAGGACAGCAUCCGCACUCAGCUGAAGGAGCUGCUGGCCGAAUGGCAACUGCGAAAGCGCCCUCGGAGUGUGUGUGGGCAACUGAGGCAGGCUGUUGUCCUAGGUCUGGGGUGGCUGCUGUGUCUGGGUUCCACCGUGGGCUGCACAGUGGCUGUCCUUACCUUCUCAGAAACAAUGAUUCAGAGACCUGCUUCUGGUGGCCAGGGGUUGGAGAUGUUGGCCCUGCCAAUGGUCGUCAGUGUCCUUAACCUGGUUGCCUCCUACCUGUUCCGUGGUCUGGCCACUCUGGAGCGACAUGACUCCCCCGUGUUGGAGGUAUACAUGGCCAUCUGCAGGAACCUAAUCCUGAAGAUGGCUGUCCUGGGAGUGCUCUGCUAUCAUUGGCUGGGCCGCAGGGUGGCCGCCCUGCAGGACCAGUGCUGGGAGGACUUCGUGGGCCAGGAACUGUACCGCUUCAUGGUGGUGGAUUUCAUCUUCGUGCUCUUGGACUCCCUUUUCGGCGAGUUAGUGUGGAGGCUCAUCUCAGAGAAGAAGCUCAAGACGGGGCAGAAGCCCGAGUUUGACAUUGCCAGGAAUGUUCUGGACCUGAUUUAUGGACAGACACUGACCUGGCUGGGCGUCCUGUUCUCACCGCUCCUGCCUGCAGUGCAGAUUCUCAGGCUGCUCCUGCUUUUCUACAUCAAGAAGGCAAGCCUGAUAGCCAACUGCCAGGCACCUGGACGACCCUGGCUGGCUUCACACAUGACCACCGUCUUCCUCACCCUGCUCUGCUUCCCGUCCUUCCUGGGUGCAGCCGUUUUCCUCUGCUACGCUGUCUGGCAGGUGAGGCCCUCAAGCACUUGUGGCCCCUUCCGGACUCUGAACACAAUGUAUGAGGCUGGCACGGUCUGGGUGCGUCGCCUGGAGCACGCAGGUUCUGGGGCCUCCUGGCUCCCCUGGCUGCAUCACUUCCUUGUGGAGAAUACUUUCUUCCUUUUCCUGGUGUCAGCCCUGCUGCUGGCUGUCAUCUACCUCAACAUCCAGGUGGUGAAAGGACAAAGGAAGGUCAUCUGCCUGCUCAAGGAACAGAUCCGGAAUGAGGGGGAGGACAAGAUCUUCCUGAUCAACAAGCUUCACUCUGUUUACGAGGAGGAGGGAAUGAGCAGGCCUGGCAGAACCCAGGAAGCUACCAUACCACCUGCAGCUCCUGAGGAUUGAGGGCCUCUCCUCUGCCCUCCCACCUUGGCCAGGCGCUCUGCCUUCUGCCUUCACUGCUGUGCCAAUCUUGUCAGCACAGUGCGGUGA